This is a messenger RNA of Pogona vitticeps (central bearded dragon), 1624 nucleotides long. It is a transcript of the gene DYNAP, whose product is annotated as dynactin associated protein. Gene Ontology annotation, cellular component: plasma membrane; Golgi apparatus. The record is from RefSeq and is a predicted model, not a curated record. Lineage: Eukaryota; Metazoa; Chordata; Lepidosauria; Squamata; Agamidae. Gene Ontology annotation, biological process: activation of protein kinase B activity.
CUAUGCAUGUCCUCUAAGAAAACCACUCACUUCCUUCAGUUAUUGAAAGUAUCAGUUAGAAAUCCACCAAAACUUCGGCUUUCACUUUGGGUAUUUACAAAAUUCUGCUUGCAAUGGACAACACAGGAUAUGAACUACACGAAGAAACACCUCAAACGUCCAGAGCCCAAACGGAGAGGAUAAAACAAGAAUGUCCUGUGGAGAAAAAGAGUCACUGGUCCAUGCUUAAUGUCUUUCUGAUUUGCCUCUUGGCCUCCACGAUAACCACAGUACUGGGAGUGCUGAUUGUGUCCCUGGUCUGUGCCAAUAAAACGGGCUUCCAGCCCCAAUCAAAUAAUGAAGGGAGUGCACAAAAGCGUGACACAGAUCCCCAGAAAACUCCAAGGAUAUCUCCAUACAAACCCCAAGUGGACCCAAAAUUCCAGUUUCUCCAUCAUCUCACCAAAUCAAAGAGACAUGAAUUCCCCGGUGGGACUAUUCAAUGGGCAAGGUUUCGGAAGAACGCCAAGGAAUAUCAGAAUGAGGAAGAGAUGGAGUUUGGAAGAAGUAUCAACAGUCAACGGUCCAAAAUGAUGUUCGGGACUCUAAACAUCAAGAGCAAAGGGUUGCGUGCUCCACACUGGCAUUUCAAUGCUAAUGAACAUGGCUACCUCCUAAAGGGCAAUGUUUGGAUUGGAGUGGUCGAUGCUGGUGGAAAUACGGUCACCACAUACAACGUUACUGCAGGCCAGGUUAUUUUCUUCCCUCGAAACACAUUGCAUUGGAUCAAGAAUGUUGGUGCAGAAGAUUGCAUGUUCUUGCUGUUUUUCACAACCCAUGAAGAGCUUCAAACUCUGGAUGUGGAUGACACAUUCUUCUUAACACCAGAAGAUAUAGCAGCAAGGUCACUAAAGCCUCAAGGUGGAGUGGACUUCAUCAGGUCAUUCCAGAAACAGGCAGAAGAUCAAGCUGUCAAUCUUCCCCCCAACUUAGCAGAGCUUGUUCAGAAACCCAGCUAUGAGCAGUCUGCAGAUAAUCUCGUAUGGCGUUACUUCUUUGAUCUCAAAGGAUCAACUGAGUUCCGUUUUCCAGGAGGAAUAAUCCAGUGGGCUCGGUAUGUACAAGAUGGAAAAAACUUGAAGCCCAAUGAAGUAACUUACAGUGAGUUUCUCCAUUCAAAAGAAGAUACCCUUACCUUGGGAACUCUUCGGAUCUAUAGCAAUGGUCUCCGCCAACCCCAUUUUCAUUUCAAUGCCAACGAGAUGGGAUAUGUCAUCAGUGGAUGUGGAAAGGUGGGUGUUAUUGCUUCACCUGCACUUACCACUGACUUCACCAUUGGUGUCGGAGACGUUGUGUUUUUCCCAGUCGGAACCCAACACUACAUCAAAAGCACAUGUGAUGAGGAUUUGUUUUUCAUUUUGGCGUUCAGCACUGGAAACCAGUUGCAAACUCUUGAUAUGGACGACUAUUUCCAUGCCACAGCGGACCACAUCCUGGCCCAGCUUUUCCUUAAAAAGCAAGAUGAAUUUAAGAAGAUCCCAAGGUUUAAAGAAGAUCAGGCAAUUAAUCUACCGUAACAACUUGUACAAAUGACGAGCUUGUGCAAAAAGGCCUUCAUGAAUUCACUGAUUAUGAAUAAUGUUAA